UCUUUUCACAAGCCUGCUUUCACAAUUGCGAUGGCAUCUAGGUAUGUACUUGUCUUUCCAUUCAUCGUUUCAAAUACAAAUACUUCAAUAAAAAAUUGAGUUUUUGAAGUGACAGUCCUGUCUGAAUGCUCUAUUUAUGCAGUAGAUGCCAGAUUUGAAUAAAUGUUUUCAUCUAAGUAGUUUUAUUGAGUUUUAUUUACGAAAAUAGUUAAUGUUAAAAAUGAGUAUGUCAUCAACUCGGACGUUUUAACCUCGAUUGACACCUGUGGAUUGCUGAGGGAAUCUAAGAAUAAAAUUUAUUGAUUUGUCUUCAUUUCUUUUAAUCGGUUCUAGUUGCUUUCGCUGAAAAUUGUUAAACUGAAAAUGAUUUGAAAAAUAUUGGUAUUUUAAAGAGUUAUGACCAAAAACUGAAUUUUGCAUAUAUUGUUAUGAACAUGAACUGAAAUAACGUUAAAAGAAGUAACCAGCUAAUUUGGAUCCAGUCAUUUUAUCAAAUGUAUUUUCCAUGAUUGUCCAGAAAGGCAAGUGAAGACUCGUGCAGUUUUGUAAACUAUGCGGAGCGGUCUUCACCAGUACAUCAGUAUUCUUCAUAUUCUUCUCCUGAUAACUCCUUUUGUAAACUCGACGAUGCCCGAAACAGUCAUUGAGGCUUUGGUGGAUGGUAGUGCCAAAAUGCCGUGUGAUGUUUUACAAAGACGAGACGACAGUGUGGAAUUUAUUUUCUGGUACAAGAAUGAUGGCGUCACAGCACUUUAUACUCUGGAUGCACGUGACAGAAAGUUAAUUGACGCCUAUCACAUGAAGAACGAGACGUAUAGUGACAGAGUCCAAUUUCACGUGGAUGGAAAUGAUCUCUACUUGGAGAUGGACAAAUUAAAAGAAGAGGACACGGGUUCAUAUUUCUGCAGAGUAGACUACCAGUGGUCUGCUACAGAACUCAAGAAAGUUAGCCUAAUAGUAGUUGUACCCCCCAAAAAAGUGAUAAUCCGUGAUGACUCAGAUCAAGAAGUGAGUGAUGUUGCUGGGCCUUACAAGGAAAAAUCAGAUGUUUCUUUGUUGUGCGAAGCUCAAAAAGGUUAUCCAUCACCCAAUGUGACAUGGUGGAAAGAUAACAAGUUGUGGGAUAACACUUUUAAGAAAGUAUCUGGUAAUGUGAUAAAUGAAAUGAGACUGACAAAUAUUAGUAGAGCAGAUCUUUUUGCUACUUUCCAUUGUAAGGUUCAAAAUACAAAAUUAGACCUUCCAAUUACAAGAACAAUAAUUUUAGAUUUAUACUUGUAUCCCUUAACUGUGAAGAUAACAAGCAAAGUAUCAGCACUUUCAGCAGGACGUGUGGUCGAGAUGAGUUGUGAAACAAUAGGGUCUCGUCCUUCAGCCAAAGUCACGUGGUGGCUAAAUGGAACUCUUCUAUCGGAUCAUAUUGAAACCGUCCAUGACAACGUCACUUCUUCUGUCCUACGCAUUCAUCCCAAACUCCAAUACCACAAAUCCCCUCUCGUCUGCAGAGCAGAAAAUCCCAAACUAUAUCACAGUCAUGUAGAGAACAUAAGAUUGCUCAAUAUUACGUUCUUACCUCAAGUGUCUCUGAGACUAAUUAAAGAAGAAGAAGAUCGAAUGCCAAAAGAAGAUGAUUUCAUCAGGUUGAUAUGUGACAUUGUUGCCAAUCCACCAGUUUUGAAAAUUGGUUGGCAAUUCAAUGAUCUACCACUAUCUCACAAUGAAUCUCAAACAGUCAGUGGCGAUACUUUAUUUUUAAGAGAUACGAUCGAUUUUAGGAGACUCUCAAGGCGUAAUGCGGGCAAAUACAGAUGUUCUGCCCUCAACGAUGAAGGACGAGGAUAUAGUCAGGAGAUGAUAUUGAAUAUUAGUCACGCACCUGUUUGCAAAGAAAAUCAACAAAUUACAUACGUAGUCGGACUUAACGAAAGUGUAAUUGUCAGGUGCGAAGUCGAAGCUAUGCCUACUGAUGUCACUUUUAAGUGGGAAUUUAGCAACACUGUUCGUAAACAUUAUUAUCUUCAACACGUCAGUGAGGGAGUUGUUAGUAACGCCACCUACCGGCCUAUGAAUUUAGCAGAUUAUGGAACUCUUUUUUGCUGGGCAAACAAUAGUAUUGGUCAUCAACAAUCAUCUUGUUUCUUCACAGUAAUAGCACCAGCUUGUAAAACAGAUAAGGCUAAUGCUAAUGCAUCAACAUCAUCAAGGGAUGGAAGUGACAGUAUAUGGCAACACUCAGCAAUCACAGCUGGAGCUGGUGUCGUUAUCUCCAUUCUCAUCAUCUCUGUAAUAUCUGCCAUUUACUUCAGAAGAAUGUACAUGGAGAAAAAGAACAGGCCUAUGGGAGUUGCAUAGCUGAAAUACUUGAUGAUUUGUGAAAUGCAUGUGUGUUAUGCUCAAUGCCAAGUUUGGUAAAAGAAUGAAUAUUCUCGUCGUAAAUAUACGUGGCAUCAAAGUUUUUCAUCCACCUUUAGAAAAACUAUAUUACUGCCAAAUGUGAUUUCAAUAAAAAAAAAUAAUUUGUUGCUCUGGUACAGUGAUUACAUUAAAUAAUAUUACAUAUAUUUAUCACUUGUUGAUUAAUGGACGAAAUAUAUGAUUUGAUGCUUUUUUAUUUAAUUUGUGUUGAUGUUGAAGCUUGCAUUUUAAUUAAUGAUUGUUCUUCAUAAAUUGUAUUUGUGUUUCUUACUUAUAAUUUGAAAGAGUAAAUAAAAUGUGAUAUUAUCCUUAGA
This is a messenger RNA of Parasteatoda tepidariorum (common house spider), 2729 nucleotides long. RefSeq names its product neural cell adhesion molecule 2. Lineage: Eukaryota; Metazoa; Arthropoda; Arachnida; Araneae; Theridiidae. The record is from RefSeq and is a predicted model, not a curated record.